Molecule: messenger RNA, 3561 nt
Organism: Stegastes partitus (bicolor damselfish)
Lineage: Eukaryota; Metazoa; Chordata; Actinopteri; Pomacentridae
Product: fer-1-like protein 4
Exons: 22
Biological process (GO): plasma membrane organization
Source: RefSeq, a predicted model, not a curated record
GUUCAGGUGCUGUCCGACACUCUGUCUCCCACCUGGAGCGAGUGUUUGCUGUUCGACAGGGUUCUGCUGGAGGGAACCAUGGAGGAGCUGCAGAGGGACCCGCCGCUCGUCAUCAUCAGCAUCUACGACCACGACACCGUGGGCAGUCCGAAGCCUCUGGGUCGAGCUUACGCUGAGCCUCAGUUCAAACCGGUCGAGUUGUUCUACAGGAAGCCCAGCCUCCACUUCUAUGACAUCAGCAUGGGCAGGAUUCCUGCUGGAGAGCUGCUGGGAGCCUUCGAGCUCAUUGAACUGGACUACUCUGGAUUUGGAGAGCCCUGCCUCCCCAGCAGCGUGGACCCUCAUGAGCUGACCUACAUGGACGAACAGAGAUGUUACGUCAUCCCAGAAGGAGUCCGACCGGUUAUGAAGACCUUCAGGAUCGAGGUGCUGUUCUGGGGUCUUCGGGAGCUGAAGCGGGUGCAGCUGUUUGAGGUGGAGCGCCCCCUGGUGAGGGUGGAGUGUGCCGGACGACAGCUGGAGUCUGAGGAGGUCGAGAACUACCAGGUUCACCCAAACUUCAAAGAGGUGGUCCGCUACAUCGACGUGGAGCUGCCGGAGCAGUCUUACCUCCAUCCUCCUCUGACGGUGUUCGUGGUGGAGCAUCGGGCGUUCGGUCAACUUGCUCUGGUCGGGUGUCAUGUGGUCCAGAACCUCAUGAACUAUGGCCCCCGGGAGCUCGAAAGGGAGCCGGAGGAGGAAGAGGAGGAACCGAAGCCAAAAGUGAGACAGAACUCGGUGAAGAUGAACCCUCUGAUGUCGAUGAAGAACAUCGGACUCAGCGGUCUGACGGUCAAUCAGUCCAAGAUCCCCAUCAACCCCAUCAAGCUGGUCAAUGCGCCUCUGAAGAAGCUGAUGAAGAACGGAGAGGAGCUGGAGGAGGAGGCGCCGGAGAAGGAGGAGCUGGACUGGUGGUCCAAAUACUACGCGUCCCUGGAGGAGCUGGAGAGGCAGGCUGCUGAGAAGGAGGAGAUGGAGGAACAAGCUGAGUCAGAUGGAGCCAAUCUGACGAUGGCGAACAUCGAGGAGGAGGAGGAGGAGGUGGUGGUGGUGGAGAUCGAACCUCCCAAACGAAAGAAGAUUGCCACGCUGAAGCUGUACGGAGGCGACCUGGAGUCUGAGUUCCAUCAGUUCCAGGACUGGCUGCAGACGUUUCCUCUGUAUAAAGGCCGAGCGAGCAGCGAGGACUACGAGGAGGACGAUGAGGAGAGGCUGAUGGGAAAAUACAAGGGCUCCUUCCUGGUUUAUCCCAUCGAUCCAGAGGACACCGAGGACACUCAGUGUCAGAUCACCAACGGAAUCCCCAAAAACACGCCCAUCAAAGUCUUGGUCCGAGUUUACGUCGUCAAGGCCACCAGCUUGGCUCCCACAGACCCGAACGGUAAAGCCGACCCGUACCUCGUGGUCCAGGUUGGAGAGCAAAGUCUGGACACCAAAGACCGAUACAUCCCCAAACAGCUGAACCCGACCUUCGGAGAGGUGUUUGAACUCACGGUGUCGUUCCCGCUGGAGACCGAGCUGGUUGUCACGGUUAUGGACCACGAUCUCGUCGGCGCCGAUGACGUUAUCGGCGAGACACGGGUCGACUUGGAGAACCGGUUCUACAGCCGACACAGAGCCUCCUGCGGCCUGGCUCUGUACUACGACACUGACGGUUACAACAUGUGGCGCGAUGCUAAGAAGCCGUCCACCAUCUUGGCUGAGCUCUGCAGGAAGAACGGCAUCCCGUCUCCAGAGUAUCGACCGCAUGAAGUCAAAGUCCUCAACAAGAUCUUCAAAAUACCACCAGACGCAAUACCUGAAGUUCUGCUGAAGAAGAACGAACGUUCUCUGGAGGAGGAGGCAGAGAUGGAGCAGCACUCCGCCCUGAGCGUGCUGCAGCGCUGGGGGGAGAUGAACGAGUUCCUCCCUGGAGCCAUCCCUCUGGUGCCAGAGCACGUGGAGAUCCGGUCUCUGCAGAACCAGAGCAGCCUUGGCCUGCCGCAGGGUUACCUUCACAUGUGGGUGGACAUGUUCCCCACCGACGUUCCAGCUCCGCCUGCUGUGGACAUAAAGCCCCGCCUCCCCGAACAGUACGAGCUGCGGGUGAUCAUCUGGAACACCGAUGACGUGUUUCUGGACGACGUCAACCCGUUCACAGGCGACCCGUCCUCCGACAUCUACGUCAAAGGCUGGAUUAAAGGACUGGAGGGAGACAAACAGGAGACUGACGUCCACUUUAACUCUCUGACCGGAGAAGGAAACUUCAACUGGAGAUUUGUUUUCCGCUUCGACUACCUUCCUACUGAGAAAGAGGUAGUUUAUAAGAAGAAGGAGUCCAUCUUCUCUCUGGAGGAGUCCGAGUUUCGUCAGCCAGCUGUUUUGACGCUGCAGGUCUGGGACUACGACCGCAUCGCAGCCAAUGACUUCCUGGGCUCCCUCGAGUUUCGUCUCAGCGACAUGGUGCGACCGGCAAAGUCUGCCGGUAAGUGCACGAUUGAGAUGGCGAAGGAUCGGGCCAGCCCUCGGUUCUCCAUCUUUCGUGCCAAGAAGAUGAAGGGCUGGUGGCCGCUGAUCCGGCUGAAGACAGCCGAGGACUUUGAGAGGGAGGAGAAGGAAAAGGAGGAGGCCAAGAAGAAGAAGAAGAAGGGAAGCAAGAAGAAGAAGAACAAGAACAAGAGAAGCCAACUGAAACAGGAGGACAUCCAGUACACCGACAGUCUGGGCAACACUUUCCUGUUAAUGGGGAAGGUGGAGGCGGAGCUUCAGCUGGUGCCGCUGGAACAAGCCGAGGCAAACCCUGUGGGACGAGGACGCAAAGAGCCAGAACCUCUGGACAAACCAAACCGUCCCACCACCAACUUCUCCUGGUUCGUCAACCCGAUGAAGACCUUCAUCUUCCUCAUCUGGAGGAAAUACAAGAAGUACAUCAUCGCCCUGAUCAUCCUGCUCAUCCUGGCGGUGUUCCUCGUCCUCCUCGUCUACACGAUGCCUCAGCAGAUCACCGCCCUCAUCGUCAAAGGAUGAAGAAACCAGCGGAGAGUCGUCGUCGCCCGGACUGUCUCAGGUUUCUGAUCCUGAACUGAUCAGUGUCACAUUUACUGCUGAUGUCUGUGGAACAAAUCUGUGUGAUCUAAUGCAGCCUGACUGAACUACAUUACCCAGCAUCCUCGCUGUCGUUGUGCUUCUCAGGGAUCUGAAUUAUUGUCAGAUGAGCGAACACUUUUUCCUUCAGAUUUGAGCUUCAUAUUAACACUACAUCAUUUUCAUCGUGUUUGACUGUAACAUUAGAAUCAGCACCUUUCCUCCACUGAGACCCAAACCACUGUAAUGAGUCUAUUUUUUAUGAUUGUGCUUGUAGUCAUAUUUUUUUAUCCUAAAUGUAAAUUAAGUCAGUAUAUUUAAAUACAUUCAUAUUUUAGUUUAAUUUUGCACUGACUCAGCAAUGAAGUUAAUGUUUGUAUUUGUACCAGUUUGAAAAUGAUUAAUCUGAACGUUAUCUUCUAUUUCUGACACAUAAAUAUUAACAUCAGUUACAAACAA